UCCUCGCUCACCUUAUCCCCAACUCGCAAAAACCUCGCUUCUUCCCAAACACUCGCACUCGAGCGCUGCAAUGGCUUCCCUCCCGACGGCCGCCGCCACCGCGCGGGUCGCGGCCACCAGGUCCUUCGCCUUCCCCGCCAGGCCCUCUUUCUCCGCAUCCACCGCGGCGCUCCCCCGCGCUUCCUCCGCCGGCACGGUGUUCCCGGCGAUCGCCCUCGCGGCGGCGGCGGCGGCGGCGGGACGGGCGAUGAGGCUGACGGCGGCCCGCGCGGCGCCGGGGAGCGAGCAGAGGGAGACGAUACUGCUCCCCGGGUGCGACUACAACCACUGGCUGAUCGUCAUGGAGUUCCCCAAGGACCCCGCGCCCACGCGGGAGCAGAUGAUCGACACCUACCUCAACACCCUCGCCACCGUCCUCGGCAGCAUGGAGGAAGCGAAGAAGAACAUGUAUGCCUUCAGCACGACCACUUACACUGGGUUCCAGUGCACUGUCGACGAAGAAACGUCCGAGAAGUUCAAGGGUCUGCCUGGUGUUCUAUGGGUGCUCCCUGAUUCCUACAUCGAUGUCAAAAACAAAGACUAUGGAGGUGAUAAAUACAUAAAUGGUGAGAUAAUCCCAUGCACAUACCCAACCUACCAACCAAAGGAGCGGAGGACAUCAAAGUACGAAAGCAGGCGGUAUGAGAGGCGAAGGGAUGGACCUCCUGCCAGCAGGAGACCGAAGCAACAAGCCACUCAGCCUGAGUCAGCGUCUUCAUGAGGGAUUUACUCACAUACCGAAACAAAAGGGUGUGCUUAAUUCUACCGUCUCGAGUCACGACCUUGUAUUGGGGAACACGCAAAUUCUUCCAAAGCCUAGUGCUGUGCAAUCGACUUGCUGAGCUGGAAUUGGAGUUUUGGAUCAUGCUGAUAGUUUGAGUGAACUAUGACAUCUGAAUGUCACGAGAGACUGGAAUCCCGAUCCAUCUGAAAUGUCACUCUUCAAGCAUCUUGUGAUAUUUUCUGUAAUAUUUAGUUGUGUCCGUGUGAAUUUGUUCGCUCUUAGUUUGAUUGAACUGAAGUUAGUUCUUAGCCAGGGUAAUGUUAUCCACGUUGUUUUGCCUCGACUUGGUUGUUUGGGAUCCUGAAUGCAGUGUGAGUGGGACUGCUGAAAGCUCUUGCAAUGUUAGAAUAUCAUGAAUACCCUGUACACAUUUCACUGUA
Brachypodium distachyon (stiff brome) is the source of this 1203-nucleotide messenger RNA. RefSeq names its product multiple organellar RNA editing factor 9, chloroplastic. The transcript is spliced from 5 exons. Gene Ontology annotation, cellular component: chloroplast. Bases 71 to 760 code for a protein of 229 amino acids. The record is from RefSeq and is a predicted model, not a curated record. Lineage: Eukaryota; Viridiplantae; Streptophyta; Magnoliopsida; Poales; Poaceae. Gene Ontology annotation, biological process: chloroplast RNA modification; cytidine to uridine editing.